GCUCCCAGAUCGACAAGAACCCAACAACAUCUCCUCUCUCAGACAGUCACCUGCAUCUACUAGUCGUCUGGGGUUUUGAAGACUUGAAGAAACAACUGAAGAUUAGUAUUGGUUAACUGAAACGUCUGGUUGAGGAAGGAGACAGAGAGCAAACUGCCACAACCCAAGUCUGUUUUUAAAGAGAUUCUGAACAAGAACAUCACAAGAAUGAAGGCCUUCAGUGUAGCUGUUGCCAUGGUGUUGAUCCUGGCUUGCACCUGCAUCUUCAGCAGCUGUGCUGUGCCCUUCUCUGAGCAGCGAGAGCAGGAGAGGAGCAGCCUGGUUCUGGAACACCAGCAGGCAGCGGAUCACUCACAGAACCUCUUUGCCUCCACCAGGGUGAAGCGUCAGAGCCACCUGUCUCUGUGUUACUGGUGCUGCAACUGUUGCCACAACAAGGGCUGCGGGUUCUGCUGCAGAUUCUGAUCCGGAACCAUCUAACGCCAGGACGACAGAACCGUAGAACGUCAGAACAUUAAUUUAUUUAAGUUCCACCAUUUCCAUCUGUAGCUUUAUUAGUGAACUCUUUUUUUUCAACCAUUUUUAUUACCUUAACACACAACCAUGAAUGUUGUAUAUAAACAUUUACCAUUUACUAUGACUGUAGAGCAUUUGUAUAGAGACACAGUACAAAGAACUGGGAUAAUUGUUUCCUAUUUAUUUUAUACUAGUUUCAAUGUUACACUGUACAGUUAUUUUUUUAUGAAAGUGAUAUUUGUCAAAUGAAGCUGUUUAUCUAAUAAUACAAUUAAAUAAAAUGUGUUACACACA
Messenger RNA from Osmerus eperlanus (European smelt), 810 nucleotides. It is a transcript of the gene hamp, whose product is annotated as hepcidin antimicrobial peptide. NCBI's taxonomy places the organism in Eukaryota, Metazoa, Chordata, Actinopteri, Osmeriformes, Osmeridae. The coding region runs from base 208 to 465 and encodes 85 amino acids. Gene Ontology annotation, biological process: intracellular iron ion homeostasis; defense response to bacterium. Gene Ontology annotation, cellular component: extracellular region. The transcript has 3 exons. The record is from RefSeq and is a predicted model, not a curated record.